AUGAUUCGUCUAGCACCAUUAUCAGAAGUACCUACAAAUGAUGAAGAAAGUGAUUCUUCAAAGACGACAUGGAGAAAUUGUCUUAGAACUCAUUUCUCUUUGAUCUUCAUCACUAAGAAAUCUGACCUCACGAUUCUUCUGAGUGUUCUUGGCUGCCCUCUCUUUCCUAUUUCUUCCCAUCCUAAAAUACCCAUUACUCAAAUUUCGUCAUCAUAUAAAUAUAUUAUUGAACACUUCAUAGUAGCAAGUGGUUGUAAGAAGAUACAGGGGGUAGUGAAGAACAUGUAUGCAAGUGGAAAAGUGUUAAUGUCCAUAAUGGAUACUAGCUCACCUUCUAGUACCAUUUCACAAAAAAGAUGCUUUGUUUUACAGCAAAUGGUACCUAACAAGUGGUUGAUUGAGUAAGUGGUUGUUGGUCAGAAAGUUAUAGCUAGAAGUGAUGGUAAUGUUGCUUGGAGGCACACGCCUUGGCUAGGUUCUCAUGAUGCCAAAGGAGCCAUCCUCCCUCUACGUCGAGCUCUUCAGGGACUUGAUCCACUAGCUCUAGCAGCAAUUUUCUCUGCAGCUGAGUACAUUGGCGAAAAGAAAAUCUUGGGUAUUGAUUCCUUUGUUCUAAAGUUAUAUUCCAAUCAUCCUGACUUAACUGAAAGGAGUCACAACACAGUAGAGAUGAUCAAGCAUGUCAUCUGGUACUUUAGUCAAAGAAGUGGAUUGCUAGUUUAUGUAGAAGACUCAUACUUGACUAGAAUCCAAUCUCCUGCCCCUCCAACAUAUUGGAAAACAACAAUGGGUACAAAAGUGGAGGACUAUUGGGCUGUAGAGAGCGUGAUGAUUGCACAUUCAAGUUGUUCAAGCAUGAUUAUCACAAGAUUUGGGGAUAACUUAAAGGUUGGGCCUACAAUCACCAAAAUAAAAGAGACAUCCAUCGAUGAUGUUGCAUUUAACGUCCUUGAUCUCUCUAUUGACUCCUUCAUGCCUUAUCAAAGACUAAUCAAGGGAUAUCCUGAGGACAAUCUUGACUGGAGGUCACCAUUAGAUCAAUAA
This is a messenger RNA of Solanum dulcamara, 1044 nucleotides long. RefSeq lists its product as uncharacterized. Lineage: Eukaryota; Viridiplantae; Streptophyta; Magnoliopsida; Solanales; Solanaceae. The record is from RefSeq and is a predicted model, not a curated record.